Molecule: messenger RNA, 5358 nt
Organism: Octopus bimaculoides (California two-spot octopus)
Lineage: Eukaryota; Metazoa; Mollusca; Cephalopoda; Octopoda; Octopodidae
Product: FRAS1-related extracellular matrix protein 1
Biological process (GO): cell communication; anatomical structure morphogenesis
Cellular component (GO): membrane
Source: RefSeq, a predicted model, not a curated record
AUGUACAUAAUGGAUGUGGACCAAUUUAUACUGACCACUCUUAUUCCCGGUGUGAUUUCGGCCGAGGACUACGAAACACCAGCCUCGCAGCUGGUCUUUAACAUCAGCAAACCGCCGGCCCCCGGCAACGGUUUCCUCGUUAAACUCGAUGACCAUACGCAGCCGAUCACGUCGUUCAUUCAGGACGAUUUGGACAGUCUACGCAUCGGCUACCAACCGCCUAAUGCCAGCUACUCAGAACGGAAAGUGUAUGAAGUUGAAUUCACCGUCUACGAUAGCCACUUCUCCGCCAGUAUGCCGAUAAUGUUACACAUAGCCGUACGUCCGUCCGCGACAACGGCGCCGAGGAUAGCCAAUAACAAAGGCCUUGUGCUUCUCGAAGGUGAGUCACGUCCAAUCCUCCCUUACAACUUACAGAUUGUAGACCAGGAUAACUUGAGAGACGUUAAGGUCUACGUUAAGGGUGGCUUAAGUUACGGUCAGCUGUUGGUGAACGGCAGCCUUUCGAUGUAUUUCAUGAUCAAAGACAUCGCAGAUGGGAAUGUGGUUUAUAAACACGAUGACAGUGACAGUAUCAGAGACAACAUAGAAUUGCGAAUUACAGACCAGAAAGAUACGGUUAGGGCCGGUUUUCCUAUCACAAUCAUACCCAAAGAUGACACCCCACCUUACAUUGUAAAUAAUUUAGGACUGGAACUGAACGAAGGUGGAAUCGAGCGCAUCAGUAGGAAUAACCUUUUGGCCCACGAUUCAGACACAUUGGAUUCUCGAAUCACUUACUUAAUCGUUAAAACACCAAGAGCUGGAGAUCUCAUGCUGAAGCUUAACCCUUCCGAUAAGGGGAGAUCGAUAAAAAGGUUCACCCAAUUGAAUCUCCUACAGGGACAAAUUUAUUAUCGACACAUGCACAGCGGAAGGUUCAGGGACUCCUUUGAAUUUGUACUGAAGGACCAGGAGGAUCAGCCGAACAUUUCACAAAGAGAAAGCUUCCAGAUCAUGAUAAACUCGAUCAACGAUAAUCCGCCAAUACUCUCACCGACAGCCAGCCAAUUCAUGCAAGUUCAGGAAACGAACAUUGGUUACAUCAGUAAAUCGCAGCUAAAUUACAUCGACAAGGACAGUAAAGACAGCCAGUUAGUGUACACGAUCACCACACCGCCACACUUUGUCUACAAUUCCAAGCGAGCCGACGCCGGUCGCGUCAUUACGACGCACAACAUCACGAUGUUGCGCAAGGAUGUGAAGACUACGUCUACGAAAAGCUUCACGCAAGAAGACAUCAGUCAACUAAAAGUGGCCUACAUUCCGCCAGAAAACGACAUUGGCACCGAGCCGUGUCUAGUGAGAUUUACUUACAUGAUAAAAGAUUACUCCGGCAACCGAAUAUCCGGACAGCAAUUCGACAUUGAGGUGCAACCGGUCGACAACCAACCACCGGAAUUUAUAACCAACAAAUUACUCGUCGAGGAAGGUGGGACGAUAGCCAUCGGCGUCAACCAGAUCUCAGCCAUGGAUUUUGACACGGCCGCUACGGAUAUUCUGUUUGUCUGCAAACAGUUGCCCCAACACGGCAUCUUACAAAAGAACGGAAUUAAUUUGAAGAAAGAAGAUUCUUUCAGGCUAGAAGAUCUCGAGGAGAAAGACAUACGGUACAUCCAGGACGGAUCGGAAGUGAUCGUGGACAGUUUCUCUCUUACUCUGACCGACGGCAUCCACCAAGUGACGAAAGAUAUAAACAUUGAUAUUGUCCCUAUCGAUGACCAGGCGCCGCGACUGCGAGACGGAUUGAAACCACAUCUGAUCGUGUCGGAAGGCAACGACGCCGUGGUCACGUCAUCCGUGCUGUCGGCAAAAGAUGACGACACUGACGAAGAACUUCUGACCUUUCUGAUUGUAAAGCAACCGCGCCACGGCACUCUAAAGGUGAACAGCUACGCCGUCACGAAGUUCACUCAACAAAACAUUAAAGAGAAGGUGGUAAAAUAUCACCACAAUGGUGACGAAAUUGGCCCCACUCCGAAGCAAGACAGCGUGUCUUUCAUAGUUUCUGACCAGAACUAUGCUUCAGCUAUAGAGCUUCCCAUUUAUGAUUUGAACAUUACAAUAACGCCGGUUGAUAACCAGAAACCGAACAUUUUGUCCGGCAACCAGAUACUCCUUCAAGAAGGAAGUACGUUUGUAGUGACAGUGGAAAACUUAAAUGCGGAGGAUAUCGAUACUCUUCCGCGCAACAUCCGUUUCAUGAUUGUCAAACAACCCCAAUGGGGAUACCUGGAGAAUACGAAACCGACACCCGGGUCGGGGAAGAGCAAUGCCGGAAUCCAAAUCAAUUCUUUCCGCUUGCAAGACGUCCUCGAUAAAUCCAUCAACUAUGUACAAACGAAUCACAUCGGUGUGGAACCGCUGUACGAUUCAGUGGAGCUGUAUGCGAUGGAUGGGAAGCUACACUCCGAAACGAAAACACUGGCCAUCAACAUCAUCCCGACAAACGAUGAAGUACCUGACGUCAUGCUGCAAGACUUUGCCAUUCUUGAAGGUGGCACCAAGACCAUCAACCAAUCCAUUGUCGAUGCCAUCGACUUAGACGUUCCCAAAGACCCACUUACUUUUUCCAUUUCCAAGCCGCCGAAAUUCGGUAAAAUUGUUGUAAUGUCGCAAUCAAAGACUGGAGGAGUUGAAAGACCAUUCAGAGAUUUCUCUAUCGAAGAACUACAGAACGGAAUUCAAUUGAAAUACAAACACGAUGAUUCCGAGAACUUCCACGACCGAUUUGUGCUUGUCGUAAGCGACAGUAAACACGCCGUAAGAAAAACGUGCAAUAUAACCAUUAUUCCGGUCAACGACGAAAAACCCAUCAUUACUAAAAAUUCUGGCCUCAGUCUUGAAUACGGCAACUUUGGUCUGAUAUCCAGCAGCAGCUUGCUGGCCGAAGACAAAGACACAAACCCCUCAAACUUAAUAUUUGUGUUGAUUUCUCUUCCGAAAAUAGGAAACCUUCAAUACAGAAUGGAAUCUUCUUAUCCACCUGCUCAGGCUAGAUGGUAUGACUUUGAAAUGGGGGCUAAUUUCACCCAGGACGAUAUCAACAGUGACCGAAUACGUUACAUUCACUCUAGUGAUGACACUCAGUCGAAAGUCGACAGUUUCAUCUUCGUGCUGACAGACGGAGUCAACAAACACGGCCCUCUUACUUUUUCAUUCCACAUCAAAAACUCCAAAGCGACGAAGAUCUCGUUACUCAACAAAGGACUUAAAAUCAAAGAAGGAGCCCGCGCUAUCUUAUCUAACGAGAUCCUAAGCGCUUCUGAUGGUAGCACGGCUGCUGAAGAAAUCCACUUCACAAUCACUAAAGCUCCUAGUUUGGGACAAUUGGAAUACAUCAACGCUCCUUUCGUGUCCAUUAAGGGCUUCACUCAGCUCGACUUGGCCGGACAGCAGGUUGUGUAUAACCACAUAUCCAAAAGUGACAUCGCCGAAGACUACUUCUCGUUCACCGUGACUAACGGCUUAAAAUACACUAGAGACGAUCAGCUCCUUAUUCAUAUCGAAUCUCAGGACGAAGUAUUGCCCACGCUGGAGGUCAACAACCCUAUCGAAGUGAUUCAAGGGGCGAAGGUUGCUGUGAGCACACUCCAUUUGAAAAUUACCGACCCCGACACUUCUGUGGAAAACCUCACUUACGAAAUUGUCAAACCUCCUAAAUUUGGUCACCUGUAUAACCUCAACAAUCUAGUGGUCCACUCUUUCACCCAGCAGGACAUCAACAAGGGUCGCAUCUCGUACGAAAGUGAUGGUUCAUUAGCUACUUUUGACCACUUCAUGUUCAUGAUAAGUGACGGCCAUCACAAUGGGUUUUAUACCAACACGUCUCUUUCCACCCAGCCGGUCGUCUGCAACAUUCACAUAAAAUCCCUAUCGCAAGACGCUCCUCAGCUACAGAUCAACAAAAGCCCGGAAAACCUGGAGAGUUUCGGCAAGAAACGUUACGGUUUCAAGUUAACCAGCAAGUCUCUGAGAGCCUUUGAUUCAGACACCGACAGUUCUCAUCUGCUGUACGUCAUUACGAAGCGACCGGUCAACGGUCACAUUGAGAACAUAGCAGCCAAGAGAUACGUCCACCGGAAGUUCACACAGAAGGACCUCGACGAACAGAGUUUGCUCUAUAUCAUAAACCCCAAGACCAAUGAAGUCAAUGACAGUUUCAGCUUCCGCAUUGAGGACUUUAAUGGAAACUCUCUUGAAAACCAAAAAAUGUCUGCUAAGCUACAGAAUGACUUCAUCCCCAGCACCACGAAACAGGUCAAGUUUGAACCAGGAAUGAAACAGGCCAGGUGGAAUAUCCUGAUUGAAGGAGAUGACUUGAAGGAAAAUAACGAGAAGUUCAAACUUAUUCUUCACAGCCCUGUGAACAUUAUUAUUGGCAAAAAGGGAAAAACAACUGUAAAAAUAAUCAAUGCUGUUAAUGCCCAUUGCCCGCAAUACAUUGGAAUGAUUAGCAAAGAACACCCACAGCUUCUGAUGGAGACCAGCAACCAUAUCCAGGUGAACAACAACAACAACAACAACAAAAACAACAACAAACAGCUGCUGCCACAGUUCAACCAUUUAACCAAGUUAUUAGACAGCCCUGGAGGUGAUGAUGAUUUCCACAGCACCACUAACGACAACAAUGAAGACAACAACAACAAUAGUAACAACAACAACAGCAGCAACAACUUUGAAGUGUCAGCCACCAAGUCGAAGAAGAAAGGAGCCAAAGGAGGCAAGAAGACGAAGAAAUCAAAGAAAGGGAAGAAGAAAGGAAAGAAGUCCAAAAACAAGAAGACAUCUUCAUCAUCAUCGAAAUCUCUCUCCGAUCUUGGUAAACCCAUCUUGGAGGAGGUAGCAAAGGGCAGCCUCAAAGGAGCCAAGAUAUGUACCCAGAACACCAAAGAUCUUCUAUUCCUUGACCGAAACAGCAAGAAACUGUACAGCUGUGAUGGGAAACAGUGGCGUGAAUGGCAUUUCCUGCAAGGUCAGAAGGACCAACAACCACAGAGCAGUCUUUGUGAACAAGGUUGGGCAGAAUACCAAGGCCAGUGUUACAAAUUUGUCAAUGAAAAAAUGACAUGGGACAAUGCCGAACUAUUCUGUCGUGGCUCCUUUACAGCCCACCUGGCCAGUGUACUCUCACGAAAGCAUCACAGAUGGAUGGGAAACCUCAGUGGCAAAAACUCUUUCUGGAUUGGUAUGUUCAAAAUUACCUUUUUUGAUUUGGUGGAGGGGUGGGGAGUAAUGUUAAUACUACUUUGGCAUGUGAUCUACAAAUCAAAGGGAUAUUACUUUAGAUUACACUUUAGUUUAUUUUUCAAUUUCUAA